Messenger RNA from Loxodonta africana (African savanna elephant), 1331 nucleotides. RefSeq names its product aldehyde dehydrogenase family 3 member B2-like. Gene Ontology annotation, cellular component: cytoplasm. The record is from RefSeq and is a predicted model, not a curated record. The transcript has 5 exons. Lineage: Eukaryota; Metazoa; Chordata; Mammalia; Proboscidea; Elephantidae. Gene Ontology annotation, molecular function: aldehyde dehydrogenase (NAD+) activity; 3-chloroallyl aldehyde dehydrogenase activity. Gene Ontology annotation, biological process: aldehyde metabolic process.
AUGGCCCCCGUGGCCAAGCACCUGGCUCCCAUGACCCUGGAGCUGGGGGGCAAGAACCCCUGCUACGUGGAUGAUGACUGCGACCAACAGACCGUGGCCAACCUUGUGGUCUGGUUCUGCUGCCUCAACACCGGCCAGACCUGUGUGGCCCCCGACUACGUCCUGUGGAGCCGUGAGAUGCAGGAGUGCCUGCUGCCUGCCAUGCAGAGCUCCAUCACCCGCUGCUACAGUGAGGACCCCAAAAGCUCCCCAGACCUGGGCUACAUCAUCGGGGAGAAGCAGUUCCAGUGGCUGUAGGGCCUGCUGGGCUGUGGGCGCGUGGCCAUCGGUGGCCAGAGCGAUGAGAGCCAGCGCUACAUUGCCCCCACAGUGCUGGUGGACAUGCAGGAGACGGACCCGGUGAUGCAGGGGGAGAUCUUCGGGCCCAUCCUGCCCAUCGUGAAUGUGCGGAGCCUGGCCAAGGCUGUGGACUUCAUCAUCCAGUGUGAGAAGCCCCUGGCGCUCUAUGCCUUCUCCAACAACAGCCAGGUGUGGUGAAUCAUGCUGGAGCUGACCAGCAGCUUCGGUGGCAAUGAGGGCUUUCUCCACCUGACUCUGCCAUCCCUGCCUCUGGGGAGAGUUGGCCACAGCGAGAUGGGCAGGUACCAUGGCAAGUUUACCUUUGACACCUUCUCCCACCACCGUGUCUGCCUGCUCUCAAACACAGGCCUGGAGAAGCUCAAUGAGGUCCACUACCUGCCCUAUUCUACCUGGAGCCAGCAGUUCAACACCUGGGUCCUGGGUUCCCAGAGCUGCACCCUUCUGUGACAGCCCACCCGCCUCCAGCACCCUGCCCCCAGCCCACCACUUUCCAGGAGCAUUUCAUCCUUGCCCAGUUGGUGUCUGAGUCUUUUGAGGGGCAGAAUCCAUGUCUGAAGACCAGAAAGGCUGAGCUGAUUUGCACAAUAGUGACGGGGGGGCGAUGGAGGAGAGGGGACAAGAGAACUGCUGAGGAGAGGAAAGGAGCUGGCUAGAAGGGCUGGAAUCACUUUCAAUGACCCUUGAUUGGUGUUCUUGUAUCUUGAUAUGUGAGUCUAUGCAGAGACCAGCCACAUGGAGCCCCUGGAUAUAAAAUAGUUGGGUUAAAUCGCCUUCCCGUGUCCUGGCUCCUUUCUGUGGCUGUAUUUUUGGUGCCAUCUCUUUCCCACUUUCCAGAGCCCCUGCUGAGCUCCUGACCAGGGAUGAGCAUGCUGCCUCUCUUACCUGUCUCUCUGUCUAUACCGGGCAGGGUUUUAUGAAAUCGCCAAACCUUCACGCAACACUGAACAAAAAGGCUCUCUCAGUGGGGCUGU